Molecule: messenger RNA, 4028 nt
Organism: Paramisgurnus dabryanus
Lineage: Eukaryota; Metazoa; Chordata; Actinopteri; Cypriniformes; Cobitidae
Gene: cdcp1b
Product: CUB domain containing protein 1b
Source: RefSeq, a predicted model, not a curated record
ACACACACGCCCUUCUGCGCGCAACAGGUAACCGAACCAGGAAGCGCUCGUGCCUUUGGAUACAUUCAAUUCAACAUGCAGGAUACGAAGAUUUUAUCCAAAAAAGGACUUUUUUAAAUACAUGCUUUAUUUUGGGAAAGUUUAGGAGCAAUUUCGGACAAGGAUGGGCUCGUGUUUGGUUGCUGUUUUUAUCGGACUAAUUUUAAUGCAAGUUCACACCAACUCAGAGUGUUAUCAACUUGAUGUGAAAGCUGAUCGUGGCACAGUAGUAAUCUUCAGAAGAAAGGCUGAUCAGGCUUCAGACUGUAGUGUAUGUACGGGUGAAGGUUCAUCUCAGAGCUGUGAAUCAGAACUGAGACUUAAAGGUCCUGCGGUCGCCACCUUAAACUUCAACUGCACCCAGCCUGGAGACGUCUAUACUGUGGAGAUCAAUCAAGACAUUGAUUGCGCGUCAAAAGCUUGCAGAAACAUUAAUCCCGUGCAUCCGGAUUCAACGCGCUUCCUGAACUUUACCAGAACCUUCACAUGGGAUGUAAAGGUUCAGCUAACUCAGAUGAUCCAGCUGGAUUUCCCAGCUCCAGGAAUGAGGCAGAUCAAACCCUCAGAACAAUGUUUGAACAAGCAUACUUACACCAUUAUUACCUACCAGCGCUCAGGACCCACCACCAUCGGCACAUUUUGUCGGAAUGGUACAGUCAAUCGUAUCCAGAUCUUGUACAGGGGCCGUGUAUCUCUAGAGGUUGCCAAAGGCACAAACCUGAUCCCAUCAGACUUCAAAAUGUCCGCCGGAUCAGAGACAAAAGCAUUGUUUGAGGUGGACGCUAAGCUGCCGAGAGGAGAGUCGUCUGAAGACUUCUUUACACCAAACUACGCUACAGGCUUCUUCAGGGAAUACAAAAUAAAAUGGAAUUUUGCCAUUGAGCCCUUGCAUAAUUUUACUGUUAAAUAUCUUGAUAAAACUGAGCCUGAAUGUGAAAGAGGAGCUGUCUCACUUGACUAUUUCUUUGAAGACACGACUGUGAUUACAAGGACUUUAAAGGAGGACCCACCGGUCAAUAAACAGGGAAGUUUCGACGUGACUCUGACCAGUUGUGAUGCAAAGAAAAAUCUUGCUGGUCUUCUUUUAAACUUCGAAGUGUCCGUGUUCAGAGGUGGAAUUCCAAGUCUCUGUACCGUGGAUCUUCAGAAAGAGGGAUUGAGUCUGCAAAUAGAAAAGAGAAACCCGCAGUCGUACUGUGAAAUGAAAAUGAAUUCUGUGGUCCAGGAGAAAAUCGUGGUACCCACGGGAAGCAAGGCUGAGUUGUCUUUUCUCGACUGCACCGCUGAGGAUCUCCAGCUGAUGGCCACCAAAACCAUCGACUGUUCUAGUGGUUCUGAGUGUGCUGUAGACGGGACUGCAUUAACCAUACCAACACUGGACACUUGUCUUCCUGCUCCUCUUCAUCAGUUUACUUGGCUUCUUCGUGUACCGGAUCAAGGCUCAGUAAAUCUGAAUUCUCCUCUGGGAAACCUGCAUCAGUCGGUACCAGACAGAGAAUGCGAUGAAAAGAUCUCGCUCCUGGUCUCUGAGAAUAACGACUCUAACAUCGGCAAGUUUUGCUUUGUUGGAGAAGGCGCUAUCCAAAAAAUCCAGAUUAUUGGAAAUGCUUCCAUUACUGCAACACCCAAAACCCCAAAAGACCUGAGCCAGGUCAACAUGCCUUCCUUAAACGCCAUCCUUAAUCCACAAAUCUUAAAGAACACAGUCUGCAUAGUUUCACCACUGGUUACGAGACCCACAUAUCUCACGACACCCAACUGGCCGGAUGGUAUGAUGCCAUCCUCCAGUGUGAAGUGGCUCGUGGCGGUUCCCGACGAUUACCAGGCGGACAUCGCGUUUGACGUCACUAAACCCAAGUGCGACUCAGGCCACGCCGCAGUCGAGAUAGAGCCGUUUAUGUCGCAGGAGCCCAAGCCGCUGUCCUGGAAUGAGGAUCAAAAGAUACCAUCCACAAUCAUUCAACAACAAAGCUUCUACCUUAACAUGUACAAUUGUGAACCUAAAAGCGGAAAAUUUGCUGUGCUUUCGAAAAUCACACUGCAGAAAGAAACCAAGAAGAUUCUGGGAAUUAUCUUGGGAAUAGUCGGAGCACUGCUGCUCCUGCUGAUCAUCGCAAUUAUUGCGAUUUGGUUUGUUCGAAAGAAAAAGAAACCUAGGGCCAACAGAUCCUCCAUCUUUAUGCCCAAAGGACAACCCUUCCUGCCGGGUAACGCCACCUUCCCUAAAAGCAGAGCAGACAACGAGUCUCACGUUUACGCCUCCAUUGAGGACCCAAUGUCAUACGGCGGUCUACUAAACAAGGACCAAACUAUGGUGGACGGUGACACCGGAGCCUGGACCAACGGACAUCAGGUGGACACGUACCAUCCGUUCACUGGACCCACAGACCCCGUGCCGGCGGUUCCUGAAUCUUCCCUUGAUAGAGGAGAUGGAAGAGCGGGGAACCAGGCCUAUCAGCCUUUCCUAAACCCAACCAGCACCUUUCUUCCUUCGAGACCUCGUUCGCCGCUGAUAUCGCAGAGCAGCUUGGGAUUCGAAGACCACAGGAUGGCAAAAAAUGAGUUGAACACUUUUAAGGGCGCUGGAGAUUUAAAUCCCAUUCGUUUAUCCACUGAUGAAUCCAGAUUACAACCGCAGCAAGACUCCGAUUCGGAUUAUUUUCCUGAGCCUGAAUAUGAGGAGGCCACAUACUGAUGACUGUGGUAACUUCUGCAGGUGACCACAUCAAAUCUGUGUCGGGUGAGCAAAGACCCAUCAGCAGUGAGUCAACAUGCAUGUACGCCCAGACAGUGUUUUUCUGAUGAGAAAUGUUGACCAAACUCUUUCUCUGCCAAAGUGGUCAACACCUGCAUUUUACGAUUUUAAAAGAUUUUUAUUUUAUUGCCUGAAUGUACAGAAUAAAUGCUCUUAUUGGAGCGGUUUGUGAACUGAAACCCCUCAGGGAAGUUUGGAAAGACCCUUCAGAUCUGUUUUGGACAUUUGUGGUGGUUUAACUUGCAUUGUAUUUCUCAUUUAAAUCUUGCUAUUCUGUAUAUUUUCAUUGUGUGUUCUUAAAAUAAAAUUUCAGAUGUUUUAAUAUACUUUUGUCUCUGUUCAGGAUAUAUAUUUAAGAGUUUGAUCAACCACAAUUACCCUAAUAGUUUUAUUGGCUGUAACAGGAGAUAUUUCCCAAACUCAGGGCCGGAUCCGGCCUGAAGUCAUCUGCUGUCUUGGUUUGGGGAAUAUUCAUACAAUUUUCAUAAAAUUAGAGCGGACCUGCCAUUCUCCAAGCACAAAAGUGACGUGCGUGUUGCAUUUCCAAAUCUUUUAAGUCAUGUGGUUUGGUCUGUUUGUCACACAAAGUUAUCGCAUGCUGCUUUUAACUGAAAAUCCUGCAUGUUUACCUUUUACUUUUUUUAUUAAUUAGGGGUGGGACAAUAUAUUCUCCUUGCAAAGUGAGAGUGCAUUGAUAUGCUGGUGCAAAAUAUUGAAAUUGUCAUUAAAGAGCCCCUAUUUGGUUGCUAAAAACGUUAUUUGGUGUAAAACAAUGUGUUUGGGUGGUUUAUUAUUAAAAAAAUCUAAUUUUCCUCAUACAAUAAAUUUUUGAAGCUCCAGAUAUCCCUGCCUUCCUCAAAUGCUCUGAUUUUGUACAAAGCUCACCGAUCUGAAAAGCGAUGUGUCCUCCGAUUGGCCAGCUUAUUUGUAAGUUGUGAUUGGCCUGAAUACCUCAGGAAAUGUGACGCUGCUUACCAUGUUUGAAAGAUUCGGUCACCAUGCAAUGCUAACAGAAGCUAAUAUUGUCUUUACUACGUUAUCAAUACGUACCAAGUACGAAAGUUUGUACAAAAAUGUAUGAAUUUUAUAGUGCAUUCAUAUGAAUUAGCAACUUUGUAAAAUAUGUAAAAAUGUCCAUGUUUAUGGCAAUGUAACUGGAUAAAAAUUUCACAUUUAACGUGUUAGACGAAUGAUUUGUGUUGCUUUCAUUUAGGCCUACUUAACGCACAAUGAC